Messenger RNA from Etheostoma cragini (Arkansas darter), 1035 nucleotides. RefSeq names its product actin binding transcription modulator (gene abitram). Bases 132 to 680 code for a protein of 182 amino acids. Gene Ontology annotation, cellular component: lamellipodium; filopodium tip; dendrite. Lineage: Eukaryota; Metazoa; Chordata; Actinopteri; Perciformes; Percidae. Gene Ontology annotation, molecular function: actin monomer binding; actin filament binding. The record is from RefSeq and is a predicted model, not a curated record. Gene Ontology annotation, biological process: dendrite morphogenesis; regulation of filopodium assembly; regulation of actin filament polymerization. The transcript has 6 exons.
UUCGGAAUUUUUCGAGGGACGUACCGUCUGUUGUCACACCAUUAAAUGUCCGUCACGCAAAGCAGUCGUAGCUAACCAACUUUGCUGUAAAUUAAGUAUUAAUAUUGCAACUUGUGUUGUGAACACUUUUGAUGGACUGCGUGGAGCAGAAAGACACAGAAGCGACUGCGCCGUCAGUUAUCGACCGCUAUUACACACGAUGGUUCAGAGCCGAUAUGAAGGGGAAACCGUGUGAGGACCACUGCAUCCUGCAGCAUUCAAACAGACUAUGCGUUGUCACGUUAGCAGAGACUCACCCGGUUCUUCAGAAUGGACGGGCAAUCAAAAGCAUUAAUUACCAGAUCAGUAACUGCUGCAGUCGGCUGAACAAUAAAGUGUCUGGGAAGUCCAAGCGGGGCGGUCAGUUUGUUACUGAUUUUGCACCUUUGUGUAGGAUAACAUGCAUGGAUGAAACUGAAUACACAAUAUACAGCUGCAUCCGGGGCCGUCUUCUCGAGGUCAAUGAGAGUAUUUUAGAAACACCUACUCUCUUGCUGGAAAAGCCAUUCACUGAAGGCUACAUCGCUGUCAUCCUGCCAAAGUUUGAGGAGAGCAAGAGCAUAACAGAGAAUCUUCUGAGCAGAGAGGAGUUCGAGAGUGUCGUCUCCAAACGUAGUGUUGCCCAAUCUCAACCAUCAUGACGAGAGCUCCCGGUUUAUGCCAGAAGUCAAAACUGUUCUGCCACUCCCCCCAGGUUGGGUGAAGACUGAGGACGUAAUCCUGGAAAGUAACACUUAACGUGUGGUCACUUUAAAGGGACUAUUGCAUAUAAUGCAAGCUGUGCACUGUGACUAUGAUUAUACAUCGUUUUUCAUUGUUUCAAAAAAUUGAUGAGUUUAAAGAAGCACUCUGUUCGAGUUCUUUUUUUUUUCUAAUUUGAAAAAGGAGAAAAUAGGGGAAAGCAUGCCAAAUUACUUGUUUAUACCCCCAACUAAUAUUCAGUUUGUAUUAUUUUUCUAGAAUGUCAAUAAACAAUCAACAGUGGUUUAAGAAAAA